Molecule: messenger RNA, 2137 nt
Organism: Solea solea (common sole)
Lineage: Eukaryota; Metazoa; Chordata; Actinopteri; Pleuronectiformes; Soleidae
Product: EF-hand and coiled-coil domain-containing protein 1
Exons: 9
Coding region: 138-2045 (635 amino acids)
Source: RefSeq, a predicted model, not a curated record
AGAGAUCCAGGCUGAGUAUUCCAGGGAAUUACGUCACAACAGGGGCAGGUUUAAGGGAUUAAAACCAUGUCUAAUGCCAGCGCGUAAUCUGAUUUUUAAUUUGGUGACAUCUUGAAGAUAAGAGAGUAGUUGUUGUCAUGGAGCGCACGGUGUCGCGCGGGGAGUCCUGGCCUCGCGCCGCGCGUAAAAGCGAGUGGCUCCGGAGCGCACUGGCCCAUCACCACUGCCCCGACCCCGGCGUGCAGAACGAAAUCGUGGUCCUUGCUACUGGGGUAGACCAGUACCUGCAGGAGGUCUUCCACCACCUGGCCUGCACCAACAGGGACGACGCGGUGACGGCGGAGGAUUUCACGGCACUGUGCGCCGUGCUGGGUCUCACCGGAGCGGGGAAGAGGACGAGGACAGUACCGGAGAACGAGACAGGAGGAGAUGGAGAGAAAGAGCAGGAGGAAGAGGAGGAGGAGGAGGGGGAAGAGUUCAGGGAUGUGUGUUCGCGGCUGCCCACUCAGCUCUCCUUUAAGGACUUCCACUCGCGGCUCUGUGGGGUUUUCCGUGUGCGCAGUGCGCGCAGAGGCACCGAGGACCGAACCCGGCGCUUGCCCGUCACCGAUGACACGGAGUUGGUGCAGACACAGAUCCGAGUCAGGUGGCCGCGCGUGCGGAGGAGAAAGUGCGUCAGUUUUGAUCUGUCCAGAGAGCAGAGUGGACGCGCACACAUCCACGGUGGAACCACUGCGGUGACGGAGCGUGACGCAGGUGAGGUCUCAGCUCUGAGGGAGCUGGUGGAGGACCUUCGCUCAGCGCUGCAGAGCAGCGACGCUCGCUGCUUGGCCCUGGAGGUGGCCCUCAGACGGGAGAGGAGCCGUAGCCUCCCUCCUCCCUCCAGCUUCACCUCUGCCGUUUCAACUCCCGCAUCUUCUAUCACCUUGAUCCAGGGAAAACUGGUCCCAACACAGAGAAUUAGAGGACAGUGCAGCGGUGCUGGAGGAGGAGGAGGAGGAGGAGGAGGCAGCAGGCUGAGGAGGACGCAGAGGACGCUGGACAUCAGGGACCCUCUGCUGAGGGAACUGAGGCUGAUCCGCUCCUCACGUGACGGGCAGCUGGAGGAGGCCAUCAAGUUCAAUGAGUGCCUGGAGAAGGAGCUGCGGUGGGCCUAUCAGGAGGUGCGGAAGCUGCAGGGGGUGGAGUCAGCACUGAGGAAGGAGAACACUCAGAUCAGGAGGCGGGCGGAGGAGGCCAGGGAGGCUCUCAGUCUGGGGCUCCAGAGAGUUCGGCUGAUCCAGGAGCAGGCCCAGACUGUGCCGCAGCUCCAGUCCAGGAUCACACAGCUGGAGACUGAGCUGCACCUGUACAGGUCCUACUGUAGCUGUGCCUUUGACUCCUCCCAUCAACAACUGCAUCCAAUCAGGACAGAAGAAGUUUCUAAUAAAACAGACGCAGGGUGUCUGCAGAGAGCAGUGGAGGGCAGAGCUGCCUCUGAUGAAGAGGACGAGGACAGACAGCCGAGGGAGGAAGGACAGAGCUGCCUGUCAGAGGUGAAGAAGCACAAGAGUCAGCUGCACAGCUGUGGAAAAGGAUGUCGCAGUCACGCGGUCAGUCCUCUGGUCUCUCAGAGUCUCCUCCAGGAUAAAAACCUCAGCUGGACGAGAACAAACCAAGAGCAGCAGGAAGGAAGCAGAGGCUCUGAGAGAGACCAGCAGACGGAGACAGACGAGGACAAUCCGAGGCUGGAGGACAAACCCAAGAUGUUUCUGCUGGAGGAGAAACUCACAGACGCCCUCACUCUGCUGCUGCAGCUACGCAACGAGAACAUGUCCCGCACAGCUCUGGGGAAGAUAGUGAAGGACACUCUGGGCGUGUGCAGUAGAAGCGGAGAUGGUCAGUCGAGGGUGGUCCAGGUAGCCAAAGCUCUGUGCCUGCAGCUGUCGUCCAGUGACCUCCUCGGAGACAGACUGAACAACAGAAGAGCAGCAGCAGAGAAUCUACUGGUUACAUCUUCUCGGCAUCAAAGCACCAGUGCAAACCCUCUGCUCAUCUCCUGUUAACAUGUUACAAUGUUUCUUACUUUUUGCUUUUAUCUGACUAUAUAUAUAUAUUUUUUUUAUCGCAGGUUUAAUGUAUUUAAAGUUCUUUUAAA